AUGACCAAGGCCCUACUGGAAUUUGACGUGGAGUUUAACGAUGGUGCUGCCGUGCCUGCGCUCCUUACCAAUACCUCGGCAGCCGUACCCAUCAAUAACGUGUCUCACUCUCUUAUCAAGCAAAUUCAACUAACCAUCAACAAGGGAGCCGUUGCCGUUAAUGCCGAUCACUAUCAUCUAGAAGCCUACUUUGACCGGCUGCUUAACUACUCUGAAGAAGAAAAGAAAUCCUUGCUGUCGCUAGAAGGAUGGGCCACCGACACUCCCGACCAAUUCGACAACGUUAAUCCCAAUGACAUUGCAAUUGCUAAUCCAGGUAUGGCAGGCGCAGCGCUCACAGUUGCAGAAGUAGGAGACGCCAUUCGUGCCGCGUUUAAUCGCGUCACUCCUAACCAAGGAGCCAAAGAACGUGUCGGGUUGUGCUGCCAAGGACGUGCCGUCACGUUCAUUCUCAGACCCGUCAUUCCCCUCUUCUCCAGUCAGCGCUACCUGCCUCCUGGCUGUGAAUUGAAGUUUCGAAUCCUAUGGAACGAUCGAACCUUGGUCAUGAUGAAUGGUCCCAACGUGGGCGCUACGGCCGUUACCCACCCCAACGCCUCGUACACCGUGGUCAAUUAUUCUCCCAAGUUGCACAUUCGUCACGUGGACGUCAACAGCGAAUUGCACAUCAAAAUGGAGGCCGCUAUGCUGGAAAAUCAAGACAUUGCCCUGUUUCCAUACUUUACCAACAGAACCGUUACCCAUACCAUUCCCGAUGGUCGACGACGAGCACAAAUGCAUAACGUGUUUCAGGGAUACCGACCCAACUACAUGAUCACUGAGUUUCAACGAGGAACGGCUUUUACCGGUGACCUGACUCAUACCCCUUACAACUUUUGUGACAUGAAUCAAUCGUCCCUUCGCGUUACCGUCGACGGAGAAGAAAUUCCCCAUCAGCGAUUGGACCUUACCUCGCAUCAUAAAUAA
Actinia tenebrosa (Australian red waratah sea anemone) is the source of this 966-nucleotide messenger RNA. RefSeq lists its product as uncharacterized. Lineage: Eukaryota; Metazoa; Cnidaria; Anthozoa; Actiniaria; Actiniidae. The record is from RefSeq and is a predicted model, not a curated record.